Molecule: messenger RNA, 1771 nt
Organism: Anolis carolinensis (green anole)
Lineage: Eukaryota; Metazoa; Chordata; Lepidosauria; Squamata; Anolidae
Gene: naa80
Product: N-alpha-acetyltransferase 80, NatH catalytic subunit
Exons: 4
Coding region: 1-1374 (457 amino acids)
Biological process (GO): protein acetylation
Cellular component (GO): cytoplasm
Molecular function (GO): N-acetyltransferase activity; acetyl-CoA binding
Source: RefSeq, a predicted model, not a curated record
AUGAAAGCAACAGAAAUGGUCAGAGCCGGCACUUCCCAGUCGCCAGAGGGCGCUGUCGUCUCUGGAAGUCCAAGGUGGGCCAUCCCCUCUUGCCCGCCUUUCCUCGGCCUGCGCUUGUUGCGCGAACUGGCUCUUGAGCGAGCGAGCGAGCGGAGCCGGGACUUUUCCAUGGGUUUUGUGACAUUUUUCCAGGGAGUGUUUGCUGGUAGCAGGUGGGUGCAGUGCUAUGUGAGCCGCAUCAACUCCUUGUGCGGCCUGCAUCCGUUCCCUGGGCAGCAUGUUGUGCAGGCCUGCCCUAAACCAGAGUGGAAAGAUAGCUACCUGCAGUAUCUCUGGGGCAAGAAAAAGGAAAAUAGAGCAUGCCAAGCUCAUGUCAUUUCUAAAGCUUCGCCGCUUGGUCUCCUGAUAGUGAGAAGAAUGGGCUCAGUUUCAGAGAUGCUCACCGUGGUCCCCCUUCACCAGAGGCCUGAUCUGCUGGAGGCCUGUGUUGACCUUAUCAAUGAAGAGUGGAAGCGGAGCCGGGCCUCCCGCAUCCACUCCCUGCAGAGAUCCAGCGACAGCUUCCCCUUGUGCCUGGUGCUGAUCAGGACUCAGAGGCCAGUAGAAGAAACAGCUGAAGGGAAACAGAAUCAGUCCCAGCUUCUGGGCCAUGCCAGACUCUCCCGUGUUGUUGGCCGGCCCAAGAGCUUGUUCGUGGAGACAGUAGUCAUUGCCAAGUCUCUUCGUGGAAAGGGCUAUGGCAGGAAGCUAAUGGAAGCUGUCGAGAGUUACGCUAAAUCCCGGGGCUUUUGCCAUCUUCACCUCACUACUCAUGACAAGCAGCAUUUUUAUGCCCACCUAGGUUAUCGCUACUCCAAGCCUGUUCAAUGUGCAGGAUUUGUGAGCUCCCUUGUGCCUGUUGGAUUUCUGGAGAGCGUCUCUCACCCCCAGGAUGAUGAGGAACCUCCUGCAGGGGCCGGACAGAGUAAUACAAGUGCAUCUUACAGCAGCCAAUCUGGAUCCAAUUUCCCUUCACUGGGACAUACGGUAUCCCCUUCUUGCUCCUCUGUUUCUCCAGGGGCAUUUCCUCCACCACCUCUACUGCCACCUCCUCCCCCUCCUCCCCCUAGCUUCUCUUUCCAGCCUGAUGGGCCCUGUGUGUUGGAACCUGUGCCUUUUUCUGCUGACAACGUUAGUGCCAUGGCUGCCCCACAGCCCACUUCUCUACCUCCCCCGCCUCCUGUGCCUCCACCAGUGGCCUCUUUGCCAAGGCAGCCAAAUUCAUGUGAACUUGCUUCUUGUGGCCCACCGGGGGAUAAGGGACCGGUGGUUCAGGGAACUCCAUAUCGAGACCUCAAAGGUCGGCCCAUAUUCUGGAUGGAGAAGGACAUCUGAUUAAUUGAUUUCAUGCUGUGCCACUGUGUUGAAGAUGAAGUGAUAAUUAGAGGGGGGAGGAAGCCCUUGAGAAGGAAAACUCACCAUUUUAGUUAUGGUGAGAGAUCACCAUUUUCAAAAGGAAAAGCCAAAGAAUUUGGUCAACUAACAGUUCUGUUUCAUCAGACAUCUAUGAAGAAAAGAGCCCAUUUGAUGCCAUGAAAAGGUGAAGAUACUAAAGCAACAAUCUGUGUUCUUUGAAUAUACAUGACUGAGGCUGUUAUAUUCUUUCACCUAUGUACUACAUUGAUUUUUGCAAUAGAACAGUGGGUGGAGCUACAUUGAGUAGUGUAUCACAAAUUUAUUUCCUUUUAUGCCUCAUUUUAUUUUACAAAUAAACAAAUAUGUGAACUGUUUA